UAAUUUUUACAUUUUAAAUAAAUAAAUAAAAGAGUUGUUUUAAAUCAAAAUAAUAUUUAACAAUAAAACUGUUUUUUAACUGUAUUUUAAUCAAAUUAAAUGCAGCCAUGGUGAGUAUAACAAUCUAGUUGUCAAAAACAUUCUUAACAUGCGUAUAUCUAAUUCUCAGUAUCUUAUUUUAAGUAGUACAUUUAUCUUGUUUUAAAAAGGUUUGGAUAUUGAUGUUGUGACUUUUGGCAGUGUAGAAAUGCUAUAAUUUGAGUGGGCACUAGAACUUUUUUGUCUGUAAUUGCCCACAAGUUAAGUGGGCAUACUAAGACUGAGGCAAACACACUCACAUACAAACUAAUGCCUUCCACCUAAAUGCUCCAUUGUUUGGUGAGACAAACGGUUGUGGAUCUUCAGCAGCUUUCUGAUCCUGCCUUUCUCUGGACAGCAGAAAAACAAGGCUAAAUAAAAUGGAUCACAAUUAGAUCUCCGUGUUGGCCGACACCUCCUCACAUCCCAGUAUUCUUUGCCUGGCAACCCUGUAACCAAGCACAGCCACAUUGACCUGCGCACAUCCAUGGAUGGCAAAUACAAAGAGAUUGCAGAGGAGCUGUUCUCCCGCAGCCUGGCGGAGAGUGAGAUGCGGAGUGCUCCAUAUGAGUUCCCUGAGGACAGCCCUAUUGAGCAGCUGGAGGAGAGGCGGCACCGACUGGAGCGGCAAAUCAGCCAGGAUAUCAAGUUUGAGCCUGAUAUCCUGCUGCGAGCCAAACAGGACUUCAUGAAAACUGACAGUGCGACAGAUCUGGAGUUUAUGAAAGAACAAAACCAGGCUCCCAAAGAACCCUAUCCCGAGAGAGAGCUCGUCCCUGAGAGGGAGUAUCAGAGAGUCGCCAUCUCUGGAGAGGAGAAAUGUGGGGUUCCAUUCACUGACCUACUGGAUGCUGCUAAAUGUGUGGUCAAAGCUCUGUUCAUCAGAGAGAAGUACGUCUCUCUGUCCAUGCAGAGCUUCUGCAGGACCACAGCACAUUACCUGCAGGAGGAGCUAGGUGACCAACCUCUGGACCUCGACACCUUCGAGGAGAUGCCGGAGUCCUCUGUAUCUGCAGAUGCGACGGUCCACCCACCGGUGUCAGAAACCCACCCUUAUGAGGUGCUAGACCCUGCCAGCAUGCCCCCAGGUUUGGGCUACACUUGCAAGAUGGUGGAUGGUGUUGUUCAUGUGUACACGCAGAAUUCCUCAGAGCUAGACUUGCCGUACCCAGACCUACAGGAAUACAUCGCUGAUAUGAACAUGAUGAUGGCGCUCAUCAUUAACGGGCCAGUGAAAUCUUUCUGCUAUCGCCGGCUGCAAUACCUCAGCUCCAAGUUCCAGAUGCACAUUCUCUUAAACGAGAUGAAAGAGUUGGCAGCACAGAAGAAAGUCCCUCACCGUGAUUUCUACAACAUCAGGAAGGUGGACACACACAUCCAUGCCUCAUCCUGUAUGAAUCAGAAGCACCUGCUGCGCUUCAUUAAAAGAGCCAUGAAGAAAUAUCCUGGUGAAAUCGUCCAUGUAGAACAAGGCCGAGGACAGACUCUAUCAGAGGUGUUUGAGAGCAUGAACCUGACGGCCUUUGACCUCAGCGUAGACACUCUGGAUAUGCAUGCGGACCGUAACACGUUUCACCGCUUUGAUAAAUUCAACUCCAAAUACAACCCCAUUGGAGAGUCCAUCCUCCGAGAAAUCUUUAUCAAGACUGACAACCAUAUUGAGGGGAAAUACUUCGGGCACAUGAUCAAGGAGGUGAUGGCGGACCUGGAGGAGAGCAAAUAUCAGAAUGUGGAGCUGCGGCUCUCCAUCUACGGCCGCUCACGAGAUGAAUGGGAUAAACUGGCUCAGUGGGCUGUCAAACACAAAGUUUAUUCAGAUAACGUGCGCUGGCUGGUGCAGGUGCCCCGGUUAUUUGAUGUGUACCACACCAAAAAGCAGCUAUCUAACUUCCAGGAGAUGCUAGAGAACAUCUUUAUGCCCCUGUUUGAAGUCACAGUCAAUCCCAGCAGCCACCCACAGCUACAUCUCUUUCUGCAACAUGUUGUGGGGUUUGAUAGUGUGGAUGAUGAGUCCAAACCUGAGCAUCACAUUUUUAACCUGGACAGUCCAAAACCUGUGAACUGGACGGUUGAAGACAAUCCUCCAUACUCAUAUUAUCUGUACUACAUGUAUGCAAAUAUGACUGUACUCAACCACCUGCGCAGGCAAAGAAACUUGAAUUCGUUUGUGUUGCGUCCCCACUGUGGAGAGGCAGGGCCUAUUCACCACCUUGUGUCAGGAUUUAUGCUGUCAGAAAAUAUUUCCCAUGGCCUGCUUCUGAGAAAAGCUCCUGUCCUGCAGUAUCUGUAUUACCUGGCUCAGAUCGGCAUCGCCAUGUCCCCACUCAGCAACAACAGCCUUUUCCUCAGUUACCAUCGGAAUCCUCUGCCUGAGUACCUGUCUAGAGGCCUCAUGGUGUCUUUGUCCACUGAUGACCCACUGCAGUUCCACUUCACAAAGGAGCCGCUGAUGGAGGAGUACAGCAUCGCUGCUCAGGUGUGGAAGCUGAGCUCAUGUGACAUGUGUGAGCUGGCCCGAAACAGUGUCCUCAUGAGUGGAUUUUCUCACCAGGUGAAAAGCUAUUGGCUAGGGCCGCAUUAUCUCAAAGAGGGGCAGGAGGGCAACGACAUCAGACGCACUAAUGUUCCAGACAUCCGAGUGGCGUACCGCUUUGAGACGCUGUGCGAGGAGUUGAAUCUGAUCACCCAGGCUGUGCGGUCAGAGGAGCUGGAGACGGUUGAAGAGCAGGGCUCCCUGAGCAUGGAUGCAGGACCGGCCAGACGUUAGCGGUGUCAUACACUCUCAAUUAUUCACCCAGUACAGAAUGUGAGUGAAAGGUUGAUUCAGGGAAAUGGGACACGGUCAUACUGUGUUUGAUUCCGCUGGUGUUCAUCUAAAUGUUUUUAUUUGACUUUUAGGUAUUUGCUAGAAAUGUCCUGUUGUUGUUUUUUUCGGUUGUGAAGUGCAGGUUUAAAGGUCUCAAGAGAAUUUGCACAAAGGAAAUGCCAAUGUUGUGUUUGACAAAAGCACAUAAACAUUUUGCAGAAUACCAACUGGAAACACUUACAGUAUCUGUGAACUAUUAGAUUCCUCCAGAUAUCCAGUCAAGCAUCAGGAAACCCCGGAAGUCCCCCCCUCUGUUACUGUGGACCUUACACUGUCCUUAACCUGCAGUCCAGCAUGAAGAUCUGUGAAAUGGUUUACACUAUCAUAGAUUAUAAAUGUUUGGUGUCGCUUGUACUCUUGCUCUAAACGCUAACAGCCAUAAACAUUUGUUCUUUGGCUCAAGUAUCUACGCACAUCUCUGCCAUGAGCCGUCAACAUCCUGUCAUUUUAAAUGGAUUUUUAUCUCCUUUAUGUUCUUGAUUUGAACAGGUUCUGUUCUAAUAAGUUUAUUAUUGUGAUAUUUGUUUUAUAGUGCUUGUAACCUUUGUCAUUUGACCAUUUUUAUGUGUGUCUGUAAUUGAAUAAUUAUUAGUGCUAUUUAUUGUAAAUCAGACAUGAUAAUAUCAAAGUGAAGUUUAUUUUUCCUCUGUAUUCUGGAUCUCAAAAUUAAAAUAUAAUUCUGAGAGUCUGUGGAUGUAAUAUUGUACAUAUACUAUUCACUGUAUUUUUCAAAGCAUAAGUAAGCUGCAAGAUUUUUAACCGAUAUAGAGAAAUAAAUAGAGCAAUAACAAUGUAAACAGUGAAACUAUUUUUGUUAUAAACCAGUGUGUUUUGUGCUUUUGACCAGCUUUUUUUCCUGUGCCCUUCAUCCCUGUAGUGUUGGGACUGUAACUUAUGCCUAAACUUAGUGCAUUAAAACAUCAGAUUUAUGACUUGCAUGUUGGAUCA
Messenger RNA from Carassius gibelio (silver crucian carp), 3892 nucleotides. It is a transcript of the gene ampd2b, whose product is annotated as adenosine monophosphate deaminase 2b. The record is from RefSeq and is a predicted model, not a curated record. Bases 566 to 2845 code for a protein of 759 amino acids. Gene Ontology annotation, biological process: AMP metabolic process; IMP salvage. The transcript has 18 exons. NCBI's taxonomy places the organism in Eukaryota, Metazoa, Chordata, Actinopteri, Cypriniformes, Cyprinidae. Gene Ontology annotation, cellular component: cytosol. Gene Ontology annotation, molecular function: AMP deaminase activity.